GUUCUUUGAACCACGGGAACUGUAGUCGCCGCGCUGAGGGCUGAGCUGUGUGCAGACUGCGUUUCCCACAAAGCCCUGCUGGCAGGAAGCCCUUCUCGGAGCUGGCAGCGCUAUGAAAGCAGAAAGGACUCGGGUGGCGCAGCUCUGAAUUCCCGGCCUGUCUGCUGCCUUACGCUGCCUGUCCUCUGCCUGCACAGCAUUUCAGCUCAACAUGUUCCCUGCCAGGAAGCUCCCAGGAGGCUGCAGAGCCAUCAGACCGCACCAUCUCUGCUCUGUCCCCAGCGUGUCCCCAAACCUGGCUUUUGUACCGGCCUGCCUCCCCCCGCAUCCCGCAGAAGUAGAAGAGAUGCAGCGUUUUAUUUCCAGCUCCAAGAAGCUGUUUGUAAUGACCGGAGCUGGAAUCUCCACUGAGUCGGGGAUCCCUGAUUACCGCUCAGAAGGUGUGGGGCUCUACGCCAGGUCGGACCGGCGGCCCAUCCAGCACACUGAGUUCGUCCGCAGUGCCAGCGCCCGGCAGCGCUACUGGGCGAGGAACUUUGUGGGCUGGCCACAGUUCUCCUCCCAUCAGCCAAACACGGCCCACCUGGUGCUGAGGCAGUGGGAAAAGCUGGGGAAGCUGCACUGGUUGGUGACCCAGAACGUGGAUGCGCUUCACACCAAAGCUGGGAGCCAGCGCAUGACAGAACUGCACGGCUGCACGCACAGGGUUUUCUGCCUGACCUGUGGUGAUCAAACCUCACGCUCUGCGCUUCAGGAGCACUUUGAAGCUCUGAACCCUAGCUGGAAAGCUGAAGCCCUUGGUGUGGCUCCAGAUGGGGAUGUCUUCCUAACAGACGAGCAGGUGCGCCAUUUCCAAGUCCCAGCUUGCAGGAAGUGUGGUGGAAUCCUGAAGCCUGACGUGACGUUCUUUGGAGACACAGUGAGCCGGGAAAAGGUGGAUUUUGUGCACCAACGCCUGGCAGAGUCAGACUCCAUGCUGGUGGCAGGAUCCUCUAUGCAGGUGUACUCUGGUUACAGGUUUGCGCUGGCAGCCAAGGAGAAGCAGCUGCCAAUAGCAGUCCUCAACAUUGGGCCCACGAGGUUAGAUCACUUUGCAUCCCUCAAGCUGAAUUCCCGCUGUGGAGAGCUGCUGCCUUUGAUAGUUGCACACUGAGCCAACGAGCUGAGCAUCAGUGGCUAUCAGGGCUAAAAUUAUCUCUACAAGGCGAGUACCUCCUGGGACAGUCACCUUAAAAGGUAAGAAUGUGGGUUUAAAUAGCCAGCAGAAGCUGGGGCUGAACUGAAAUCCAUUCAGACGACGUGCAUCAAAGCCUGGCUGCAUCUUCCCACCUGUUCCUGGGGUGCUCAGGUGGGCCGUGGCACUGCCUCCUGCAGUCGUGAACAAACACGAGGGCAAUCCACUUGUCACAGUGACAGAGCUACAGGGGAUCAUCUGCAGAUUCAGAGAACACGAUCACUGCUGGUGCCUUUGCACGCUGCAAUCUUUCUUGGUAGCAGAGCGGGUUCCUGAGGGUUUCUCAAGUCACUGCUGAUUUGAAAGCUGUGCCUGGUUGAACUGACCUGGUUCAUCAAAACGCUGCUGUUGUGAAAUGUGAAUAACGUAAAUGUUCAAUUUCAUCUAUAAAGCAGCUGCUUCCCUCCAUUCCUGCAGGACUUAAUCUCUCCACAGGGGAAUUACUUCGGUCUGAAGGGCAGCCAUCAGAUCCCUGCACAUCCAGUGAUGCCAGGAGAGGGCAGCAAGUCUCACAUAUGUCAGCCUGACAGUUUUCUGCACUGAAACCAUCUUCACUUAACAAGGAGAAGAAUGGUGAAAAGGAGUUCUUUUUUGUCUUCCCUUACUGUGUAAACAUUUCCUUUUCUUUGCAUUCACUGGCAAAGGACCAGACUGGGACAGGACAUUCAGACGUCUGAGAACAAAAUACUU
Molecule: messenger RNA, 1924 nt
Organism: Meleagris gallopavo (turkey)
Lineage: Eukaryota; Metazoa; Chordata; Aves; Galliformes; Phasianidae
Gene: SIRT4
Product: sirtuin 4
Cellular component (GO): mitochondrial matrix
Molecular function (GO): histone deacetylase activity, NAD-dependent; NAD+ binding
Source: RefSeq, a predicted model, not a curated record